Messenger RNA from Geodia barretti, 522 nucleotides. The record is from the annotation of a GenBank genome assembly. NCBI's taxonomy places the organism in Eukaryota, Metazoa, Porifera, Demospongiae, Tetractinellida, Geodiidae.
AUGCCUCAAAAAGAAAUCAUUACCCACCCGCAGAUCGCUCAGGGAAGCAAUCCUCUUUCCCAGGCGACUCGCUUCGGAAACCUGGUCUACGUGCAAGGGUGCACUGGCCGCCAUCCCACAACGGGGGUAAAUGGCUCGGAUAUACGUGAGCAGACCCGGUUUGCGCUGGAAAGAAUCAAGAUGAUCCUUGAAGAGGCAGGCUCUUCACUGGAUAACGUGCUCUCCAACACUUGCUACGUGACCACCAGAGACGAUCUGCCCGGGUUUAACGAGACCUACGCCGAGUUCUUCCCCAAAGAUUACCCCGCCCGGACCACUAUCAUCGUACAGUUUGGGCAACCCGACAAUCUGGUGGAAAUUACCACCACCGCAUGUAUACCCAGCUAGAGUCUAAACUCUAUGGCGAAUACGUUAUGACUCUUCGUUGCUGCCAAUCUCAAUUCAGUUUCUUGUAGACGAUAUGGGAACGAUUGGAGGUAUGGGGACGAAUCAUCGGCGCCCAGUCGCCGGUAUCUGAGGCAG